GCCUCGGUAACCACCGACACAACGGAGUCGGGCAUCUCCUCAGCCGUGAAGAAGGUCGUAUCCGUUUCGGUUGUCGAGGAUGUCACCGUCGACAUUAUCCCGCCUGUGUCCAUUUUCGAGCAAACAUUGCUCACUGCAUCCGGCGCCAACUUCAUCGUUCGCCCGCCUAGGCGGAAUCCAAUACCUUUCUCUAUGCAAUCUCGAUGGUAAUGGCGUUGGUUUCGACUCCCCCACCGCCUUGUCCCGUCGCUUGCUCAAACGCAUGCAAUGGGUUCUUAUUCUUUUCCGUCGUCUUUGGACUUGUCCUUGCCAUAAGUCUCUUCAUCCUUGCCUCUGACAAAGCUGAGGCUGCUGGUGACAUCCUCCUACUCCUCUUGAGGGACUUGUGCGAAUACGUCGCUUUCGGGGCCUUACUGGAAGCUGUUUUCGCUGCGUUGCCGAUGUUGGAGAGAAGUCACGCUCAGGAAAUCGGAAUUGACCAAGGCGAGGUCAAGUCGGUGGAUAUUACUGUACCAGAUUGCAUAGAGCGUAGCACUGGUUGUGUAACGGGCGACACUGCACGCCUCUCAUACGGCAACCUUUCUCGUAUCAACGCUCUUCACUUGUCAAGGACAUCCUCGGGAGAUGUAAAUUUCACAUUGGAUAUCUCUGAAGUACAGGAUAUCUCCAUAAUGUCAAUUUCGGUCAACAGCCUGUACGCUACCGUCCCCGUGCAGAAUUCGAUAUCGCGCAUUGAGCUACGCCAAUACGUGACGAUGCUGUAGCUGCCAGUAAGCAUCGCUUGGUCAAGAAGAUCGGAGGAAACAUACCGGAAUUACAUGAUCACCGAG
Molecule: messenger RNA, 830 nt
Organism: Guyanagaster necrorhizus
Lineage: Eukaryota; Fungi; Basidiomycota; Agaricomycetes; Agaricales; Physalacriaceae
Exons: 3
Coding region: 204-764 (186 amino acids)
Source: RefSeq, a predicted model, not a curated record